AUGAAACAGUUGGUGGCAAACUGGGUGGCUGCCUCUCCAGGCCCUUGCUUGGUUCUGAUCCGCCUUGCUAUGACAGUUCCAGUUCGUUUGAUGCAUAAAUUUCUGCAGCUGGCUUCUGAUGACUGGGAGAAAAAGCAACAGCUUCGAGCCGCUCAGGGAAAGGACCGAGAUUACCGCUUAUCUGUGGCAUAUGAUGGGGCAGAUGUGGAUCGGGCUUUUGAGUCGUUGGGGCAACUCUUCCAGGAGCCGAUCACUCAGCUGCCACUGUCUGCGAGAAGCAAUGCCAUCAAGGUCCUGGCCUUCCGCCUCUUUGCGCGGCUGGCUGGCGCUCUGCAUCUACUUCUUAGGAUGCCGCGAGCCGCCUUCCCUUUUCGCUUGUUCGGCAUGCUGACCUCGGCGAAUCCAGCGUCAACAGCAGAGCAGUUGCUUCAGACACCUUGCUGCCUCCUUGAUGACUUUUCGAAAGGCUUCUUGGAGCAGCACAGCACUGCUGAAGCUUUGUGUGCUGCUGUCUCAAAGCUGGAAGCUCUGGCGCUGCUGUGCGAGACCGAUGUUGUAUCGAUUGAGUCCCGCCAUGCUGCUGCUCGCCGCCUGCUGGUGAGUCGGCAGCAGACCUGGUCUUAUUCGUUCACCGACAUUGCUGCUGAGCACUUGUGCCGCCAGUUCCACAAAUCUCAGGAUGACAUGUUUGGUGCAAUGAAGAAAGAUCAGAAGGGCAAUCUUCGGAAGAAGCAACAGCGGAAGCACAAGCGCCGAGCCAAGCCGCCCAGUGGGAAAAAAAAAGGUCGCAAAGCCAAGCCGGACACAGCGGAUGCAGAACACAGAACUGGAGGUGCCCAACGAGCUUUUUUUCAUGAGAGGCUGCAGACAGCUUCUGCUGAUGAAUGGCGCAAUCGGUCAGCACUGUUCAAAAGAGCGAAUGAUGAGUUCCAUCGACUUCCUGCAUCAGAGAAGGCUCGCUACAGAGAGCUGGGAGAGGCAGCCACUCAUGCCGGCAGGCAUGGAGGGCGACGAUUUGCUUUGGGAGUUUCAGGCAGUGCUCCACGAUCACGCAGGGCAGGAGCACUGGUUCCUGUGGCCAAACAUGAGCAGGAUGCUUUGGCUCUGAUCCGGAGUGCCGAGCAGCGUGCAUCGAAUGCAAAGAGGCUGGAACUGGCUAAGGCAAGAGCUGCUGCAGUUGAACUUCGUGAGGUCCAGUCCCAGCAGUCAUUGGAAACUUAUGGCAUCAUCGAUGGUACAGAUGUUUUUGCUAAAGGUUCCACUGACGAGCCUGAGUUGACAGUGGAACCUGGAGGAGGCCGCAUUCAGGUCGGCCAGUGGUGUCCACCCAUUGGUCAAGUCUGCAAGGCUGCUUUGCAAGGCGACAAAGAUGCUUGGUCAGGCAGGCGUUUUCGCUUGGCCUCACAGCUUGCUGAAAAUUGGCAAGAAAGGACGAUGUUGCAGAUGGAUGCCAAGCUGCCUCCAGAUUUCAGUGAUGCGAGCACAACCACACUGUGUCAGAAACACUACAUGUGUGUAUGCGGGAGAGCUUCUCAGUCUAGUGAACCAGAAGAUGCAUGGUUUUGCCAUCAGAAAAUGAUCCGCCUCCUUCGCCCCUUCUUGACGGUGAAGCGGAAACCUAAACAGACGACACCAGCUGGCGAUCCUGAGGCAGCUCCAGCUCCCCAGACAGCAAAACUUUCGGUGGAAGCAAGGAAACCUGCUUUGAGAAAACUUCUCGACAAGUCUUUCCUGGUAGCUUGUUUGCAUGGUGCAUCAGCACCAGCACCAGCAGCUGCCGGAGCCCCAUUGAAUAAGUGGGCAGCUGCAGCUUUGGGCGCGGAGGACAGUCCGCAAGAGGAGGUUUGGUUCCACAUCAGUUACUGCAACCUGCAAACCUGGAUGUUUUCUUUCUUGCGCUUGGAAAAGAUGUAUGCUGAUCCCAUCGAGGAUUCAAUUGGCAACAAAGUCAUACGACUGAAGGUGCCCGAAGAUCUUUGUGUGCAGUCCUCGAUUCAGACCUUUGCUGACCUGAAGCUGAACAGAUCUUGGAGCAUGUCUUUUUAUGUCAUCGACUCGACUGCCAAGCCGAUUGAAGACAAUUAUGUCACACCGAACACAGUGGAUGUUCGCCUUGUGCCGGAGUCCGAUAUUCCUGAGCUUCGGGUUUGGCUGGGCAGUGAUGCCGAACGAGAUGCGAGGAGACUUGAGAACAGUCGAAAGAGGAAACGGCAGCAAUCAUCAUCGGCUCCUGCAUCGAAGAAGGCUGGACAUGCAAAUGUUCGCAGGGUUGCCGAGCAUGCUGCAGAGUCUGUACACACGGUCCCGGUAGAGGCGAUGCCUGGUAUUGAUGAUGCUUGGAGUGGUGAUGAAGAGCCUGAGAAGGAAGAUGACCCAAAUGAUGCGCUGCAUGAGUUGGCUUCUUUCAUUGGUGUCGCUCAUGGGCCUGCUGAAGCUUCUGUUGCUGCAGCCGAACCGCCUCCAAAGCUGAACAACGAAUCAGCUUCCUCGUCCAGCCUUCAAAGGCCGGUGGCUGCAGGGUCUGAGCUGGGCACAUCUGCUGCCAAGGACAAGGCCAAACCUAAGGCCGAGGCCAAUGUCGGCAAGAAGAAGCUUGUCAAAGAGGACAGUAUUCUUGUGGUGCAUGAUGGCAUUCUGUAUGGAUCUUUGCGGUACAAUUCGAGAUCCAAAACCAUCAUUGCGAUCUGUGAAACAGAUGGUCACGGUGGACACGGGAGCUGUCGAAAGGAGCGAACAACGGCGCCUUCAUCCAAGGCUCUCAUCCAAGGGAAAUCGGGACGACCGAUCGGGUUUUUGGUUCACUGGCUGCUGUCGGGCAAGGAGUACAAGAACUCUGGGGAGCAUGUUCACAGCUUCACUGUGUCUCUGCAUGAGCGGCAGAAAGCUCGAAAGCUGUUUUUGGAGCUCGAGGGCGGUCGUGCCUUCAGCGAGAAGGCAGAGAAGGCUCCAGAGCCAGGCGAGCCAGAUGAGCCCACUGUCUCUGUCUGA
Messenger RNA from Symbiodinium sp. CCMP2592, 2988 nucleotides. The record is from the annotation of a GenBank genome assembly. Lineage: Eukaryota; Dinophyceae; Suessiales; Symbiodiniaceae.